GUCACGACGUUGCCGGGGCGGGGAUAACCCCUCACGUGGAGCAGAUGAAAGGGCCGCGGCGCGACGCCCGGGGGAGCCGAGCAGAGCCUGCGACCCACAAAGCCGCCGCUGCCGCCGCCGCAGCCGCGAUGGGGCUGUGAGGCGUCCGCCCGCGCUCGGUCCUCCGCCGGCCCGCGACUAUGCCCGGCCGCGCCCGCCCUCCGCGCCCUCCCGCCGCAGGACCAUGAGGCCGCGCUCGGGCGGGCGCCCAGGGGCCCCGGGCCGCCGCCGCCUCCGCCGCCGCCCCCGCUGCCCCCGCGGCCGCCGCCUGCCGCCGCCGCCGCCGCUGCCGCUGCUGCUCGGGCUGUUGCUGGCGGCCGCGGGGCCCGGCGCGGCGCGGGCCAAGGAGACGGCGUUCGUGGAGGUGGUGCUGUUCGAGUCGAGCCCGAGCGGCGACUACACCACCUACACCACCGGCCUCACGGGCCGCUUCUCGCGGGCCGGGGCCACGCUCAGCGCGGAGGGCGAGAUUGUGCAGAUGCACCCACUGGGCCUGUGUAAUAACAAUGAUGAAGAGGACUUGUAUGAAUAUGGCUGGGUAGGAGUGGUGAAGCUAGAACAGCCAGAACUGGACCCGAAACCAUGCCUCACUGUCCUCGGCAAGGCCAAGCGAGCCGUGCAGCGGGGAGCCACUGCAGUCAUCUUCGAUGUGUCUGAAAACCCAGAAGCUAUCGACCAGCUAAACCAGGGGUCAGAAGACCCACUCAAGAGGCCAGUGGUGUACGUGAAGGGCGCAGACGCCAUCAAGCUGAUGAACAUUGUCAACAAGCAGAAAGUGGCUCGAGCAAGGAUCCAGCACCGCCCUCCUCGACAACCCACGGAAUACUUUGAUAUGGGGAUCUUCCUGGCCUUCUUCGUCGUGGUCUCCUUGGUCUGCCUCAUCCUCCUUGUCAAAAUCAAGCUGAAGCAGCGACGCAGUCAGAAUUCCAUGAACAGACUGGCCGUGCAGGCCCUGGAGAAGAUGGAAACCAGGAAGUUCAACUCCAAGAGCAAGGGGCGCCGGGAGGGGAGCUGCGGGGCCCUGGACACGCUCAGCAGCAGCUCCACGUCCGACUGUGCCAUCUGCCUGGAGAAGUACAUCGAUGGAGAGGAGCUGCGGGUCAUCCCCUGUACUCACCGCUUUCACAGGAAGUGCGUGGACCCGUGGCUGCUGCAGCACCACACCUGCCCCCACUGUCGACACAACAUCAUAGAACAAAAGGGAAACCCGAGCGCCGUGUGCUUGGAGACCGGCAGCCUGGCGCGCGGCCGGCAGCAGAGGGUGAUCUUGCCGGUGCACUACCCCGGCCGCGUACACAGGGCCAGCGCCAUCCCCGCCUACCCCACGAGGACGAGCAUGGACGCCCACGGGAACCCUGUCACGCUGCUGACCGUGGACCGGCGCGGGGAGCAGGGCCUCUUCCCGCCGCAGACCCCCACCUACAUCCGCGGCUACCCGCCCCUCCACCUGGACCACAGCCUGGCCCCUCACCGCUGCGGCCUGGAGCACCGGCCCUACUCGCCGGCCCCCCCCUUCCGCAGGCCCAAGUUCGGCGGCCGCAGCUUCUCCAAGGCAGCUUGCUUCUCCCAGUAUGAGACCAUGUACCAGCACUACUACUUCCGGGGCCUCAGCUACCCCGAGCAGGAGGGGCAGCCCCCUCCCGGCCUCGCCCCCGGGGGCCCGGCUCGGGCCUUCCCCCCGGGCGGCGGGGGCGGCGGCGGCAGCGGCCUGCUCUUCGCCCCCGCGGUGCACGCGGCCCCGGCGUCGCACCUGGAGAGCGGCAGCGCGUCCAGCUUCAGCUGCUACCACGGCCACCGCUCGGUGUGCAGCGGCUACCUGGCCGACGGCCCGGGCAGCGACAGCAGCAGCAGCAGCGGCAGCUCGGGCCAGUGCCGCUGCUCCUCCAGCGACUCGGUGGUGGACUGCACGGAGGUCAGCAACCAGGGCGUGUACGGGAGCUGUUCCACCUUCCGCAGCUCUCUCAGCAGCGACUACGACCCCUUCGUCUACCGCAGCCGCAGCCCCUGUCGCGCCGGAGACGUGGGGGGCUCAGGCCGGGGGCCCGUGGUGCGCCUCGAGGGCUCCCCGCCCCCCGAGGAGCUCCGGGCUGCGGCCCGAGGCCCAGGUGCGGGGCGGGGAGAGCCCUGGCCCGGGCCCGCCUCUCCCUCGGGGGACCAGCUGUCCACCUGCAGCCUGGAGAUGAACUACAGCAGUAGCUCCUCCCUGGAGCCCCGGGGGCCCAACAGCUCUACCUCAGAAGGGGGGCUCGAGGCCUCUCCCGGGGCCGCCCCGGACCUCAGGAGGACCUGGAAGGGGGCCCGGGAGGGGCCGAUGUGUGCCUGCUGCUGUGAGCCCCAGACCCCCGCCCCAGACCCCGGAGCGGCAGCGGCUGGGGGCGGCCUCUUGUUCCUGGGCCCCCCGCCCUGUGAGGGCUGCAGUCCCCAGGGUGGGGAGUCACAGCCGGGGAGCUCCCAGGGCCGCUAUGGCCUUCACCCGGACCAUUUGCCCAGGACAGAUGGGGUGAAGUACGAGGGCCUGCCCUGCUGCUUCUAUGAAGAGAAGCAGGUGGCCCAUGGCGGGGGCGGGGGCAGGGGCGGCGGCUGCUACACUGAGGACUGCUCGGUUCGCGUGCAGUACACGCUGGCCCAGGAGCUCCCGCCCAGCUGCCACCCCGGGGCCCGGGACCUGAGCCAGCGCAUCCCCAUCAUUCCGGAGGAUGUGGACUGUGACUUGGGCUUGCCCUCCGAAUGCCAAGGGACCCGGGGCCUCGGCCCCUGGGGUGGGACGCUGCCAGGUCCGGAUGCCCUGUGGCCCCACAGGGGCCUGGGAGCAGCCCAGCAAGAAGAGCGGGUUCCGUGCUGCCUGGCCAGGGCACCGCUGUCACCUCCCUGCCCUCCAGAGGAUGUGGGGGCCCCUGGGGCCAGCUCCCCCAGCGCCCCCCAGGACACUCAGGACUCCAGCGCCACAGCCGCUGAGGCUGCAGGACCGAGAUCUCGCCCGGCCGACAGUGGCAGCCCUGGAGCCUGAGCUCAGAAGGAACUCUUCCGUGGAAAUGGGAACUGUACGGAGACUCCAAACUCUGACUUCCUACAGAAAAAAAAAGAAAAAAAAAAAAGAUUUUUUUAGCUUUGACAAACACAAAAGUGGUAAAAAAGAGAGCCCUCCUCAACCCAAAAUGUGAGCCACGUGUGGCAACCCCUCCUCCCAAUUAACAAACCAACAGACAAAAUUCUCUUAGUCUUUUGCCUCUUGAUAACAUGUUACUCUUCUGUUUUGUAAAGUGUGUGUGCUUGGGGUUCGAGGUGUGUGGGAUUGACUUCUCUGCUUUGUUUUUUAAGAUAUUAUAUGUAAAUGUAAAAAGUUAUUUAAAUAUAUAUUUUAAAGAACCCUAA
Molecule: messenger RNA, 3411 nt
Organism: Balaenoptera ricei (Rice's whale)
Lineage: Eukaryota; Metazoa; Chordata; Mammalia; Artiodactyla; Balaenopteridae
Gene: ZNRF3
Product: zinc and ring finger 3
Exons: 9
Coding region: 224-3046 (940 amino acids)
Biological process (GO): negative regulation of canonical Wnt signaling pathway; ubiquitin-dependent protein catabolic process; Wnt receptor catabolic process
Molecular function (GO): ubiquitin protein ligase activity; frizzled binding
Source: RefSeq, a predicted model, not a curated record